Molecule: messenger RNA, 2442 nt
Organism: Closterium sp. Naga37s-1
Lineage: Eukaryota; Viridiplantae; Streptophyta; Zygnematophyceae; Desmidiales; Closteriaceae
Source: the annotation of a GenBank genome assembly
AUGGUUCAGGCUUGGCUCACCUCCUACCAUGGCUCGCCUGACGUCAUCAUGGUGGAUGCUGACGCUUCUGGUGCUUCUCCCGGCGCUCGCCACGUCAGCUUUCGCGGCGGAAACUUCUGGCGAAGCUGCUACGGAACCCAAACCGGAUCCUCCGCCAUUCACUCCUCCCUUUUCGGUAAGAGCACGGAUGCUCUUUACCCGCGAGUUCUUGGGAAUGAGUUCGUCGUGCCUCAGUCAUUCCUCUACCCCAUGUUCGGCCCUCCUCACGCUGACGGUCCUGGUGGUCCUGGGGGUCCCUGGGGCCCCGGCGGUCCUGGCGGUCCCGGCGGUCCCUGGGGCCCCGGCGGCCCUGGUGGUCCUGGUGGUCCCGACGGUCCCGGUGGUCCUUGGGGCCCCGACGGUCCUGGUGGUCCCGGCGGUCCCGGCGGUCCUGAUGGUCCCGGUGGUCCUUGGGGGCCCGGCCGUCCCGGCGGUCCUGACGGGCCUGACGGCCCUCCUCACGAUCCCUUCGACGGCCCAUUCUUCCGUCCCGACAGGCUUGACGGGUCCGACAGGCCCUCGCGGCCCGACCACCCCGACAGGCCCUCGCGGCCCGACCACCCUGACAGGCCCUCGCGGCCCGACUGGCCGCACAAUUCCCCGCGCGAUCUUUUAGACGGCCCAUUCUUUCAUCCCAGCAUGUCUGACGGACCUGACAGGCCCUCUCGGCCUGACCACAGGCCCUCCCGACCCGACCACAGGCCCUCCCGGCCCGACUGGCCGCACAAUUCCCCGCGCGAUCCUCUCGCCGACUCACUUUCUCGAUCCAGCACGCUUGACGGGUCCGAUAGGCCCUCCCGGCCCGACCACAGGCCCUCCCGACCCGACCACCCCGACAGGCCCUCCCGGCCCGACUGGCCGCACGGAUCUCCGCGCGAUCCUUUCGCUUCCGCCGACCCCGCAGACGAGUCCCGCCGGGGCGGAUUUUUCGCCUCUUUCGGCCCGCAUCCCCCAUUCGGCCCGCAUCCCCCCUUUGGUCCGCAUCCCCCGUUUGGUCCGCACUCGCACCCGCACCCGCACCCGCCGUUUCCGCCGCCUCCCCCUCCCCCGGGCGCGAUUCAGCUGACGUUUGAGCUGCUGGCGGCCGUGGGGCGCGCGAUGGGGGUGUUUGCGACGUCGAGGAUGGACAGGACGAGCUGCGGAGCGUGCGUCACAGGGGGGACUAAGCAGCUCGUAGAGGCACUCUCCUCCGACAUUGCUACCACCAUCUGCACCGAAGAUGCUGCUGCUGCAGCGGACCCUCCGCACCGCCACUUCUGCCGCCUCUUCGCCAACCUCACAACAGCUUCAGCCAUCGGCAUUCUCGACAAGAUCCACAUCAACCCGCUCUCCAUAGCUGUAACAGGCUGCAUCAGCAAUGGGCCCUGCAUGCCCAAACCUCAUCCUCCCGAAGCGAAUCCCGAGCCUGCUGCUGCCGAAUCUGAGGAUCUGGUCGAAGAGCAAGCUGUUGCCGAGCCUGGUUCCGAGGCUGAUACCGUUGAGGUGCUUGCUUCGGACGACGCACCUGUGAAGAUUCGCGUCGCAACGCCCUCACGCCGUCUCUUGGGGGUUGACCAUGCGCGUAUGGACGUGGACAUGGGAGGCAUGCACAUGGCCAUGAACAGCAUCGGCAUGCUGAUGUCAUCGUCCGUGCCGGAACCUUCCUCAUAUGCUUCCGCUGGUGCAGCCGCUGGCGCAGCAGCUGGAGGAAACGGAGCAGCGGAGGAAGGAGAAGGAGGAGAAACCUGCGAUACGUGCAUCAUCGAGGGGUUUCAUCUGAUCGAAGACUCAGUUCGCGCGCGGAUCAAGUGGAUAUGCAGCCAUGCAGAGGACGAGCACGCGCCCCCGCACAUCAGGGCUCUCUGCAAGUUUAUCCACCAGUACCCGUACCUCGCUAUGGUCAUCUCCGUUAUCCACAUCAAGCCGUGGGAGAAGGUGGUUCCGGCGUGCUUCCACAUGGGCGCGUGCAGGCCUCCCCACCCUCCCCCUCAUCCUCCUCAUCCUCCCCAUGGGCCCUGCCCGCCUGGGGAAGACUGCCCCCCUCCCCCUUGCCCCCCUGGGGAAGACUGUCCCCCUCCCCCCUGUCCGCCUGGCGAAGAUUGCCCCCCUCCCCCUUGCGCCCAUACUCCCCUCCCCAACAAUGCCGUCCCUCUCCCCAUCCUCUCCACUCUCGAUCUUAAUAUCUUCCGGCCCCCUCCGCCCUUCCCUCCUCCCUUCCCUCCUCCCUUCCCUCCUCCCUUCGCCUCUCCCUUCGCUCCUCCCUUCGCCCCUCCCUUCUCCCCUCCCAACCGCCCUCCUUUCCCUCCUCACCCAUCCGGCCCUCCCCCCCCAUGCUCCCUCUUUCGCUUCCUCCGUGGCGUUGGUAGCUUCCUGGCCCGCUUCCUCGGUUUCCCUCCCCCCCCUCCGCCGCCCUGCAUAGCAUAG